Messenger RNA from Gastrolobium bilobum, 558 nucleotides. RefSeq names its product probable E3 ubiquitin-protein ligase RHC2A. Gene Ontology annotation, molecular function: ubiquitin protein ligase activity. Bases 1 to 558 code for a protein of 185 amino acids. Gene Ontology annotation, biological process: protein ubiquitination. The transcript has a single exon. Gene Ontology annotation, cellular component: cytoplasm. Lineage: Eukaryota; Viridiplantae; Streptophyta; Magnoliopsida; Fabales; Fabaceae. The record is from RefSeq and is a predicted model, not a curated record.
AUGAAUUCGUUGCCGGCGAUUGAGAUUGAGGAGAGACACAUGGCCAUGGAAGCACACUGUGCCGUUUGCAAGGAACCUUUUGAACUUGGAACCGGAGCAAGGGAAAUGCCUUGCAAGCACAUAUACCACCCUGAAUGCAUCUUACCAUGGCUUGCAAUUCGGAAUUCUUGCCCCGUUUGUCGCCAUGAAUUACCUUUUUAUCAACAGCCGAAUAGACGUGGUAUUUCAGCAGCAGUAGCAGCAACACUAGCAGCAGCAGCAGCAGCAGCACGGCAAGAGAAUGUGGGGUUGAGAAAUUGGAGGAUACCAGGUGGUGUUUCAGCAGCAGCAUCAUCAUCAGCAGCAGCAGCAGCAGUUCCGGUGGGAUGGUUUUCCGGAGGAAGAAGAGGAAGAAGGCGUACUCUGGUGUAUUACAUAGAUUCGGAUGGUACAUUUGUUGAACAAAUUGGAGGUUUCGAUGUGAUGAUAUCGCGGAGGAGGAGAAGUCGUGGUGGGUUGCGCAGAAUGUUUAGCAGUUUGUUUAGUUGCUUCCAACCACCUCUUCACGCUAAUUUAUAA